ACUCUGAUGUCGGACUGCGCUUGUGCUUCGGAUAUUUUGGCGAGCAGUGAGUGGAUUGAUAGCGAAAAUCACUUCCAGAAUGGUGACUCUGCUGCCGACUUAAUUCUGCAACAUCCAGAAAGAUCAGAGGAUUCUUUGAUUCAUUCUUAUGAUUUUGUGAAAACUCAUCACACCAGGAAAAGCUCACGGCCUAAAAAGAUACCCAUGCAUUUUGAAGCUGCUGUUGGCAACGUACUACCUGAUUUCACUGAAGCUGGCAAAGAUAAAUCAACUAUAGAGUCAUUGAUGAUCUCUGAUGCCCAACCUGAAGCUGAAGGCCAGCGGCGCAAAAGUUUGCGUCCUCGUCGAAAAGUACAAAGAUCGGAAGCAUUCCAGGAUGAGGCAGCAUUGGAUCAAUUAUUAAGCGACGAAACAAACCUCACCGCUUAUGGUCCUGCGCAGCACUGGGAAACUGGGGCUGGGGACUACUUGACAGAUGACUGGCUCAACAUCACUCGCCCCGAAGGACAGUCUACAACUCAGCUGCGCGUUUAACGCUACUGUAUGGCUAAUAAACAUAACCAAUCAACUCAACAGACCUAAAGAGGCUAGUUACGUUCGAUGAUCGUUUCCUUCGCAGCUUAGCCAGUGUGAGCAAUGUACGUGUUUGGCGUCAUGUAUUCGCUGCAGCAAGAGCGAGCGAACUGCUCAGCACCGGCAUAUCACGCACCAGACUCCGAUAGCUGGGCCACACAUUGCGCAUUCAAGCACAUCGACUACCGCGACGUGCAUUGUUUGCCCGCCGGUGUGGAUGGAAAAAUAAUAGACCAACCGAUGACACUGGUUGACAUGGCAAAUAGCCUAUCUCAAUGGCGUUUGUGUUUUCUCAGUUGAGAAGAUCAUGUCGCAUCGCACCCUUCCCAAACGCAAGUUAACCAAAUUUAUCUUGGAAGCCAUUAAGUCGUACUCCGCAUCGCAGCUGAAGAUGGUCCAAUUGGAAUACUUCGUGAAGUUUCAUGGGCGAUCUUACUGGAAUUGCGCUUGGAUAUCAGGUGCCGUUUUGUAUGCAAUUCAUCCAUCCAUCGUGCGGAACUAUAUCAGAUCUAAGGGCAUCUUUCGAGUUGACAUUGAGGUGGAAUGGAAACCUCAGGAAAUCGAAUCACUUGAUUUUGCUGAUAAACGUCCUGUUCCGCCUGCAAACCAUCCAUCUUUUUUGGAGGAACCUUCAGGUUCCAAAUCUUUACCGGUGACAAAGAUAGAGGAAUCCACUGCUGCUGAUUCGAAAUCGAAUUCAUCUUCUUCGAUAACUAUCCAGCAUACCAGCGAAGAAGAGAUUGACAACGAGGACUCUUUAGAUCAUUGGACUGAGGCUCAUACGGAAAAUAUUCAGAAAUGGGUCUCCUCGAAAGUGGAGAACGUUGGCUCCCGUCGUCGUUACCUAAUCCGUUGGGGAGUCGAGAGAGAACAGCUCAUACCGGAGCAGAUAAUCUCUAUAGGUGACGCUGUGAAUCCCACUUUUGACGGAACUGGUGACGCCGACUCUUAUCUUACUAAUAAGGAAACAAGCAAAGCACUUCAAUCUAUUGGCUACCGUGAGGUUUUGGUCGCAUGGUUCCAUUUGCCUCGCAAUCAGGCCACUUGGGAGAUUGUAGAGGAGGACCUAGAAGCGCUGGACUCCAUCGCGCUGCACCUUAGCCGCGCCCCUGGAUUAACUGUUCGAGACAGUACAGGACGAAAACUGCUACCUCUCACUGUACGGCGUCACUUGAUUCAAUUGACAAACACCUAUUGCACUCGCAUUGCUAGGAUGCUGUGCGACGCAUAUAGUUCCUACGCAACGAUUGGCAAACGACCUGGUCCAAACAGUGAAUCUUGGGAUAAUAUUUGGAAAGAUGGGCAGCCAUCGUAUUUGUCCCCUUCAGAACACGCAGCUCUACAUCCGUACCAGGUGGAGGGAGUGCGUUGGCUAUGGCAUGCCUUUCACAAUCACGUCAACGCCAUUCUGGCUGAUGAGAUGGGUUUGGGGAAGACGGUGCAAGUGAUCGCUCUAUUGUAUUUAUUGUGGAAGGAGCGUAACGAUUAUGGCCCAUUUCUGAUUGUGGCUCCUCUUUCAACUCUGCUCAACUGGGAACGGGAGUUCAAUGUCUGGGCCCCGGACUUUCACGUCAUUGUUUACUCUGGAGAACGCAGCGUGCGGACAGCAUUCCAAGAUUACGAAUUUCGUAUACCCAAUUCUGGUGGGGUCCCUGCUUUCCAUGUCUUGAUAACUAGCCAUGAGCUGGCUUGCAUCGAACGUUCUUGUCUUCAGAGCUUUGAUUGGAGUGUUUUGGUCGUCGAUGAGGCUCAUCGCUUAAAAAACAAACAGUCAAGACUUUUCAAAGAGGCCAGCCAGUACAAAGCUAGUUUUAAGAUCCUGCUUACUGGCACACCGUUGCAAAAUAACUUGGAAGAAUUGUUCCACUUGUUGUACUUUGUGGAACCCAAAACCGUCACUGACUUUAAAACUCUGACCGAGAAAUGGGCGCAUAUGCCAAAGGAGGAACGUAUCAAUAGUCUUCAUUGCCAGCUGAAGAACCAUCUCCUUCGGCGUCUGAAAGCUGAUGUUAUACGUGAUUUGCCAAAGAAGUCCGAAAUCUCGGUUAUGGUAGAUAUGUCUGUGUUACAAAGGAAGCUCUAUAAGUUGGUUCUAACGAAAAAUUAUGAAGAGCUGCGUUGCGGAAGUCUAAUGAACAGUCUGGUUCAUCUGCAAAAGGUGUGCAACCAUCCUUACUUAUUACCCGUUGGAGAUGCAAUCGCCCCACGGGUGGUUUCGGACACGGCGGACGCUAGUUAUGAACCUAGGGCUUUGGUGCAAGUCAGUGGCAAGAUGAUCGUUUUAAUGGAGAUGCUACGAGGUCUACGUGAACGAGGGCAUCGUGUAUUGGUCUACUCACGCAUGACCACCAUGUUGGACAUUUUGGAAGAGGCCCUAACUAAUGAGGGCUAUGCUUUCGAACGCAUAGACGGUCGUGUCAAAGGUCCACUAAGACAAAUCGCUAUUGAUCGAUUCAAUGCUCGGGAUUGUGAAACCUUCAUAUUUCUUCUCUCAACUCGGGCUGGCGGUGAGGGUAUCAAUUUGGCCUCAGCCGAUACCGUUAUUCUGUACGACUCCGAUUGGAAUCCACAGUGUGACCUCCAGGCGCUGUCUAGAGCCCAUCGUAUCGGUCAGUCACGCCAUGUGCUUGUGUACCGUUUCAUUACUCGUCAUAGCCUAGAGGAACGUAUCAACUUAGUGGCCAGACGCAAGCUUGCUCUCACCAACUUGGUCGUGAAUCAAAGACAGCAACGGAUACAAGAAAAGCUUGCACGCCAGUCGACGCAGGAGAGCGCUCUUGAUCCGAACUCGUCCACUUCGGAGGAACCCGCUGACCGAUGCGCUACCAGUGCACCGCAAGUUCUCGAUGAUGGCUCUUGCUCUAAGGAAGAUACCAGGUCAUCUCUUCCUCCGAUUACUUCGACGUCUAAUCGGUUGAGUCGAGCAGAAAUGGAUGACAUGCUACGAUGCGGCCUGGAAACUUUAUUUGCAGUCGAAGAUCUGUUGGACGUGAAUGACCUACAGAACGCUGCUCGCAGUUCCGAUAAUCCAGAACACAUCGUGUACGACGCCCAGGCCAUUUCACGCCUUCUCGAUAGAUCCAAGAUCGAGGCCGAUUCCGACGAUCCAAAAUCGGUUGCCGAUGAAUAUCUGAGUGUUUUCCGCGUCGCUCAUUUCGGUACACCAUCUGAGGAUAAGGGCCAAGACAUCAGCGGCAUCGAACCCGGCGAUGGCAGUUCGGCAACCGCGGAUCAUAGUGCGUCGGCUCCUUUCGUCGAAGUGGCCGAAGACAAAGCUCGACCUGCCAAAGACACUCUGGGGUACGCCGCUUUCUGGGACCGGUUGCUACGAGAACGUCAUGAACGCCUAUGCAACGCCGAGGCUGAGGCUGUGUCCGAAAACCCCCGACGUGUUAGUAAAGCUUCUUGGCGGUUGUUGCAGCGUACGACACUGAAUUCUCCUAUAGGUAGUGAUGAUGAAGUGGUGAUCGAGUGUGAGGACAGCAGCAGUAAAGGUCACAGUAGCUCUGCAAUAGGACCGGUCAGCGGUAAUUUAAGUAGUAGGAUCUCCGAUACCUCAGCAGAAAACUCCUCGGUCAACGAGGAUGGUUGUAACAGGCCGAGCAAGUCUACCAACCGUCAACGUAAUUCUCACAGGUCGUUGAAGUCGAAGCGAACGAAGGCCGCUCGUCACUCCACUUCUCAUGGAGCUUCCAAGAGAGAUCGUGCAUGCGAGAGUCGCGCAACUGAUGAGGAUACGUUUAUCGCAUCGGACAACAGCCAAGUCUCAGACGAACUGAACGACAGUGAUGUGGACCCCUCCUAUGUGCCUUCAAAUGAAGACUCUGAUGACGCUCGCCUAGAUGCAUCCUUGGUGGCGAAAUGGCAAAGGCGCAACCGCAAUCGAACGGAUCACGAAUUCUUGGAGAUUUCAGACUCCGACGAAACAGAUUCACCGUUGUCCAUCGAGGAACUCACCGCAUUCGGGAACAUAUGCAACGAUACUGGUACCGCAGCUUUUUGGCACCCGAUCCCCGAAGUAUGUGCGAAGUGGAGGGAGGCCGCUGACUCCUCCGGUCCAAAGAUUGAAUGGGCUAAUGAUUGUAUGUUCAUUCAUGGAUUUGGACCAGAGGACCGACAGUCGUUUGCCAACGCGGUUAUGCGCUUUGGACUGCCACCCCCAGGUGUUAUCCCACCGCAGGAUUGGUUGCCUCCGAAUCUAUUAUUCAAGGACCCUGCAAGGCUUCACGCAUACUCAACUUUGUUCAUGCAACAUCUGUUCGAGGAUCCAAAUGCGAUGGACGAUUCAACUGAAUAUUGGUCGGACGGACUCCCGAAAGAACAGCUGUGUGCGUCUGCCGUUUUGGCUCGCAUUGGUAUGAUGGCACUAAUACGAAAUAAGGUUUUGCAAUUUGAGGAUAUAAACGGCGUACAUAGCCGAACCUUUGAGGCCGUGAGCACCCGGUUCAAAUUCAACAUCCACGAGGGUGGUCUGACUCUGCUUCGCCCCACUUGGUACGAUGAAUGGCAGCGAAUCAACGCGUUGGUGGAGAAAAUUGCACCGUCCUCCGAUGGAACUGAUUUUGCCAUGAAGAAACGUUCAGAAGCGAUGUACUAUUUACAGCACACGUGGCACUCUCGACACGACUAUUGGCUGCUUGCCGCAAUCCACGUGCACGGUUACUUUCGAUGGGCGGACAUAUUGGCGGACCCUAGGUUCCAUCUGUUGAAUACUGGGCUGGAAGGUGUUCUGGCCGAUAUGGAAGGUCAAACUCAACCAACCGGGGGGGAUUCCCAGAAACAUCAGAUUAACAUGGCUGAAGCUCAGGCAUUCUUGGUUAACCGAUUACGACUGUUAGAACAUGCGCUGCUGGUAGAACAGGCAUUGCACGAGAUAGCUCAGGCUGCUCUGGAAGGAAGUUCCGGUAAGAAGUCUCCCCCGUUGACUCGUGUACAGAAUCUGGUCGUUUGUCUGUCGAACAAGCUGGCCGCUGCUGGACCACGUAAACGCAUAGCUCUUCCACGGGACGAACGCGCGAGGAGUGCCACUCGAGCUGCUGUGGAGCGUCUCCAGGAGAUACUUGAAGAUAUAUACGCGGACCUUCCCGGAUUACCGGCCUCGGUGCUGUGUGCCGAGGCGGAACCGGCUUCUACCUCAGAACAGACCGAAACGACUACAACCCAGCCGAGUAACGCUUCAUCUGAAAUGAGUCACAAGGAAGCCACAACCUCAUUGGAUUCGGCCCCCGAGACGGCCGCUCACACAUCGUCCCCUUCACCUAGCGGUGCACCUUCCGAUGUCACUUCGGACGUUCCAGCUCCCUCCCCUACCCACCCAACGGAUUCGGUAAAACCUCCUCCACCGAGCCCGGACAAAAUGACUGUGAUCGAAAUUUCUGACAGCGAAAGUUAAACCUACUGUUUGGGUCUCCGGCAGCCACCGUGCCUGCAUUUUUGUAGCAACUGUUGUACAUAUUUUCAAUACAUUUAUGUUCAGAAACCCACG
Messenger RNA from Dicrocoelium dendriticum, 6058 nucleotides. Lineage: Eukaryota; Metazoa; Platyhelminthes; Trematoda; Plagiorchiida; Dicrocoeliidae. The record is from the annotation of a GenBank genome assembly.